CUCGAGAGCUCGUGGGCAGCUGGUGGCUGUGAGCCAGCCCGGAGUCUGCCACUAUGGUUCUAGGUUGGAUUGCUGUUAUGGCUGGAAAAAGAACAACAAAGGCUACUGCGAAGCUAUCUGUGGACAUGGCUGCAAGUAUGGCGAGUGCAUGGGACCAAACAAAUGCAAAUGUUUCCCUGGAUUUACAGGCAAAACCUGUAAUCAAGAUCUGAAUGAAUGUGGACUGAAACCACGGCCCUGUGAACACAGAUGUAUGAAUACACAUGGCAGCUACAAGUGCUAUUGUCUCAACGGGUACAUGCUUCUGCCAGAUGGCACAUGUGCAAGUUCUAGGACAUGCGCCAUGGUGAAUUGCCAAUAUGGAUGUGAAGAAGUCAAAGGGGAGGUGCAGUGUCUUUGUCCAUCAAGUGGCCUUCAAUUGGGACCAAACAGAAGGACAUGCAUUGACAUUGAUGAAUGCUCCACUGGCAAAGCUGUCUGCUCUUACAACCGCAGAUGUGUCAACACAUUUGGAAGCUACUACUGCAAGUGCCAGCUUGGUUAUGAACUGAAAUACGUCAGCGGCCAAUACGACUGUGUAGAUGUAAAUGAAUGUGUGACAAAUACACACAGGUGUAACCUCCAUGCAGAGUGCUUCAAUGUCGAAGGAUCCUUCAAGUGCAAAUGUAAACAAGGCUACCGAGGAAGCGGAUUCGAUUGUGCUGUUAUCCCUGAAAAGUCAGUGAAGGAAAUUGCAAGAAUCCCUGGAACAGCUAAGGACACAAUUAAGAAACUUCUUGCACAUAAAAACAGUGUGAAGAAGCAUGAAACAAUCGAGAAUGCAAUCCCAGAAGCAGCCGUGACACCAUCUUCUAGGACCCACUUGCAGUUAUCGGCGUAUGAAGGUGGUAUUGAUCUUGAUGGGAGCUACAAUGAGGAAAAGAAAGAAACUGAAGCUACUGCAGAAGAAGAGUCAGAUGAAGAGGAGAAGGAAGUUUUUCAGAAUCAAAUUGACCAUGAGCGAAGCCUUAGAGGAGAUGUCUUUU
Messenger RNA from Cariama cristata (Red-legged seriema), 1025 nucleotides. RefSeq names its product EGF-like-domain, multiple 6 (gene EGFL6). Lineage: Eukaryota; Metazoa; Chordata; Aves; Cariamiformes; Cariamidae. The transcript is spliced from 7 exons. The record is from RefSeq and is a predicted model, not a curated record. Gene Ontology annotation, molecular function: calcium ion binding. The annotation marks the transcript as partial.